This is a messenger RNA of Penicillium chermesinum, 1833 nucleotides long. RefSeq names its product Zn(II)2Cys6 transcription factor. Gene Ontology annotation, biological process: positive regulation of transcription by RNA polymerase II; DNA-templated transcription. NCBI's taxonomy places the organism in Eukaryota, Fungi, Ascomycota, Eurotiomycetes, Eurotiales, Aspergillaceae. The coding region runs from base 1 to 1833 and encodes 610 amino acids. Gene Ontology annotation, molecular function: sequence-specific DNA binding; DNA-binding transcription factor activity, RNA polymerase II-specific; zinc ion binding. The record is from RefSeq and is a predicted model, not a curated record. The transcript is spliced from 2 exons.
AUGCCCUCGGCCACCACUUUCUUGGACAACCCUUUAUUGAAGGUCAGUCGGCCCGUCGCCGCGUGCUCGCGAUGCAGAACCGCCAAGAUCAAGUGCGAUGGCAAACUCCCCGCUUGUUCGGCCUGUGAAAAAGUGGGCAAAGCCAGCACCUGCUCCAGCGCCAGUGACGAAUUCGCCAAGGGGAAAGAACGCAGCUAUGUGGCUUCUCUGGAGGGCUACUGUGAGAAACUAGAACGGAGGCUUGCGCUCCUUCAAGAUCGUCAAAGCUCUCUACCCGUCGAGGAGAAUGGAGUGGCCCACGAGGUGUCCAUCACUGCGGCGUCGCCAACCGCCCCUACAGGAACGGCCCACCGCCGCGAAGUGUCUGAUAUCGACGAUCUAGUGGGGGAUUUUGGCUUCCUGUCGGUCAACGCGACCUCGCGAGACUUCCACGGCAUCACUUCGAAGACCAGCUUCGCCAACCUGCUCUUAUCGGUCGCGACUGUCAGGUAUCCACCAUCCUUAUCUGCUGCCAGCUCCCUCCCCGCGCGCCAUGAAGCAACGCCGCUGUUACAAUACUACUUUGAAAAUGUCUUCGUGCAGCUCCCGUUCUUUGUCGAGACCAAUUUCUGGACCUCGGUUGAUGCCGUCUACCAAUCCCAAGGCCGUUUCGCCAAACCCUUCGAUCAUUGGAUACUCCGCAUGGUUCUGGCGAUCGCUUCCGCAUCUAUCUCAUAUCAGAGUAACGACAAGAGCCAUCAACGUGCGCUGACUCUCGUGGCAGAGGCCUUGAAAUACGCCGAAGAGGUCCUUCGCCCUGGAUCAAUCAUAGGAAUCCAGGCAAUUCUAUUACUGGCCCAAUAUGCAUUUGUAGACCCCGCUUACUUCCGGAGCUGGUAUCUGGUGGGCAUGGCAGUUCGCGUCGCGAUAGACCUGGGUCUGCACCAAGAUCCUCCGGUAGAAGUCAUCUCGAAUCAGUCUAAACUCGAUCUCCGCCGGCGCGUCUUCCAUUGCCUGUACAGCUUAGACAGGGGAACGAGCGCUGCUUUACAAAGAACCUUUUCGUUUUCAGAUGGCUCUGUAAAUGUCUUAAUGCCCUCAUCCGGUGCGGCAGAGACAUCCUCAGACCAAAGUCAUAUAUUCCUCCGAAGUCCCGCGCCCGCCCUCCACAUUGUGAAAAUCCGCCAAAUCCUCUCAGCAGGCUACCAAGAUAUGUAUUAUAGCAGCCGUGAACCAUCACCCAACCCCAUCGUCCAAAUCUGGAACCUCUGCUCCCAAACCCGCGAUUGGUACCACCAAUGUCCCAAAAACGCCCCAAGCCACUUUUCCCUCCUCUACCGCCUCGAGCUUCUAUAUACGAUAACAGUGCUCCUCUCCCCAUCCAACCGAUACCCCGUUUUGUGUGACUACAAUAAAGCGGUUCUCUUCGACCGCUGCAUGGACUACAUCAGCCAGAUUCACCAAGUGCUGGAGAAUCCUACCGCGCUCCCCUUCCUCACCUAUCUCGACAUCCUGCGCGUCCAACAAGUCGCCCGUCGCUUCAUCGAGGUGCUCUCCCAAAAUUUAGACCUCCUCCUCAGCCCCUCUGUUCCCGUCCCUCCCCCGGUUCCCGCGGGUACACCGAGCCCGCCCAUGCUCGCUCAAGAAGACCGUGUUAGCUGCCGCCCGCGCGCGAGGCGCUGUCUUCACUACAUCAGCGGGCUCUUGGGUUUCGCUGCCCGGAAGUGGGACCUGCGUGAGCCGCUCGAAGAAUUCCAGUCCGAGUCGGCGGCACUGGUGGAGCGUCUUACUGAACCUACUGCCCACGAGAUGCCGCUGGCCGGCCCUGCGUAUUCGGCUUAUAGGCUGGGUUGA